GGCGGGGCCGGGCGAGGUUCGGCGGAGCUCGGUGCUGAGCGCGCGACCUCCGGCCUGAGGCCGCUGCUGAGCAUGCGCAACCCAGGCGGCGCCGGCCGGGGUCCGCGGCCACCGGAGGGAUCGAGAAAGAGGAAGUGGGUCGUUUCGGUUCUGUGACCGUAGUCACCGCUGUCAGGGAGCGCGGGUGAGCGGCAGUUCACUGCCCCCUUCCCAGAAGAGCCAGAAAUGACCAAGUCCCUGGGAUCUGUGUCGUUCAAGGAUGUCACUGUUGACUUCAGCAGAGAGGAGUGGCAGCAGUUGGACCUCGCUCAGAAAAGCCUGUACAGGGAUGUGACGCUGGAGAACUAUUUCAACUUGCUCUCAGUGGGGUGUCAAGUUCCCAAACCAGAAAUCGUUUUCCACUUGGAGCACGGAGAAGAGCCGUGUCUGUUGGAUGGUGAAAUCUCAAGUCAGAGCUGUCUAGGUGGGAAUAUUGGCUUCAAAACUUCAUUACAGGGAAUGUCUGAAGAAGUUUCAGUCCAGUUUGAGAGAAUUAAUCUCUUCACAAGAGAUGACCCAUAUUCCAUUUUAGAAGAAUUGUGGCAAGGUGAUGAACAGACAAGGAGAUAUGAGGGAAACCAGAACAAACAUUUAAGUCAUGUCACCUUCAUCAACAAGGAAACACUAACUAAUGGGAGGGACUGUGAGUAUAAGGACCUUGGGAAAAUAGUUCCUGUAAACACACACCUUGCUCCUUCAAGAAAAAGACUCUGUAGCCAUGACUCUUUUGGAAAGAGUUUGAAGCCUAUUGUAAGCUCAUGUAAUUAUAAUGAAAACAAUGCGACAGAAAAUCUUGAUGAGAUUGUGGGAUAUAGUAAUAUUUUCACUCAUAUGAAUUCUCAUACAGAAAUGAAUGCUUGUGAAUGUAAUCAAUGUAAGAAACUUCUGAGUCAUAAGCAGGCUCUCAUUCAACAUCAAAAAGUUCAUACUGGGGAGAACCUCUAUUUAUUUUCUGAUUGUAUAAAAAUUUUCACCCAGAAGUCACACUUCUUUGCACUUCAAAGUAUUUACACUGAAGAGAAACAGCUUGAUUGCAGCAAAUGUGAGACAGUCUUCACCCAGAAGUCCCAACUUCCUGUACCUCAGAAGGUUUAUACAGGAGAGAAACCCUAUAUAUGCGCUAAAUAUGAGAAGGACUUUUCCCUCAGGUCAAACCGUGAGAAAACUCAUACUGAGGAGAAUCACUAUAAAUGCAAUAAAUAUGGAAAAGGUUUUAUCCAGAAGUCAGAUCUGUUUAGCUACCAGGGAAUUCAUACUGGAGAAAAACCCUAUGAAUACAGUGAAUGUGGGGAAAACAUCUCACAGAAUUCAAACCUCAAUGUACAUAAAAAAAAAAUUCAUACUGGAGAGAAGCAUUUUGGAUGUACUGAAUGUGGAAAAGCCUUCACAAGGAAAUCAACACUAAUUAUGCAUCAGAAAAUUCAUACAGGAGAAAAACCCUAUGUAUGCACCGAAUGUGGAAAAGCCUUUAUCCGGAAGUCACAUUUUAUUACACAUGAGAGAAUUCAUACUGGAGAGAAACCUUAUGAAUGCAGUGACUGUGGGAAGUGCUUUAUAAAGAAGUCACAACUCCAUGUGCAUCAGCGAAUUCACACAGGAGAGAAUCCUUUCAUAUGUUCAGAAUGUGGCAAGGUCUUCACUCACAAGACGAAUCUCAUUAUACACCAGAAAAUUCAUACUGGAGAGAGACCCUAUAUAUGUACUGAAUGUGGGAAGGCCUUUACUGACAGGUCAAAUCUCAUUAAACACCAAAAAAUCCAUACUGGAGAGAAACCCUAUAAAUGCAGUGACUGUGGAAAAUCAUUCACCUGGAAGUCACGGCUGAGGAUACAUCAAAAAUGUCAUACUGGAGAGAGACAUUAUGAAUGCAGUGAAUGUGGGAAAGCAUUCAUUCAGAAGUCAACACUAAGUAUGCACCAGAGAAUUCAUAGAGGAGAAAAGCCCUAUGUUUGCACUGAAUGUGGGAAGGCCUUCUUCCACAAGUCACAUUUUAUUACACAUGAGAGAAUUCAUACUGGAGAGAAACCUUAUGAAUGCAGUGAUUGUGGGAAAUCCUUCACUAAGAAAUCCCAGCUCCAUGUACAUCAGCAAAUUCACACAGGAGAAAAACCCUACAGAUGUGCUGAAUGUGGAAAGGCUUUCACUGACAGAUCAAAUCUCUUUACACACCAGAAAAUUCAUACUGGAGAGAAACCCUAUAAAUGUAGUGACUGUGGAAAAGCCUUCACUCGGAAGUCAGGCCUCCAUAUACAUCAGCAGUCUCAUACUGGAGAAAGACAUUAUGAGUGCAGUGAAUGUGGGAAAGCCUUUGCAAGAAAAUCAACACUAAUUAUGCAUCAGAGAAUUCAUACAGGGGAGAAACCCUACAUUUGUACUGAAUGUGGAAAGUCCUUCAUCCAGAAAUCACACUUAAAUCGACAUCGGAGAAUUCAUACUGGGGAGAAACCAUAUGAAUGCAGUCACUGUGGGAAGGCCUUCAUUAAGAAGUCACAACUUCAUGAGCAUCAUCGAAUUCACACAGGAGAGAAACCAUAUAUAUGUGCAGAAUGUGGAAAGGCCUUCACCAUCAGAUCAAACCUUAUAAAACACCAGAAAAUUCAUACUAAACAGAAACACUAUAAAUCCACUGACUUUAGGAAAGCUUUAAACUGGAAGCCACAACUCAGUAUACAUCAGAAAUCUGAUACUGGGGAAGCUGAGUGCCCAGUGCCAUGAUCAUGGUAUGGAGAUACAAAGUUUUGAGAGGCUACAGCUUGACCAAGAAGCAGGAGGUAACCAAAGCCAACUUUCCUCUAUCUAGUCAGAAGUAUGAAUACCUGGAUCACACAGCCAAUGUCCAGUUACACAUAUGGAGAGAUACUUUGCAGAGAGUCUUUAAGCACCGUAUGAUGGCCGUGGUUGCUUACUUGACAGAUACUAGGGUCAUCAAGCCCCUGAAAAUAGGAGUAAAUAUGCAAGGAGAUGCCUUGGCAAUCUUUCUGGCUUCAUGUUUUGGAUAAGCAGCUUUAUAAAUUUAGGCCUGUUGAGUUUUUCAUGCCCUGGGUAGCAAAAAUAUUCACUAUUGACCAAAGGAAUUUCUUAAUGAGUAGAGUGCUAAGAAAAUUUUUUGUUGUCUAGGCACCCUAUGGACACUGAAAUCAAGGAAAAAGUAUAGACAAUUCAGGUCUAUAAUGAAGAGAAGCCAGAAGUUUUUGUGAAAAUUGACAUUAAAGACACAAAGAAAGGACUCUUUUUUUUUCUUUUCUUUGGGAAGUCACUAUUAUUUAUUGUUUAUAGUAUUUAUUAGCAUGUGGAAACUUGGAUUAAAAAAUUUUAAAUUUACAGUUUGACUCAGAUUGGCAAAUCAGGUCUGCAGGCUGACCUCAACAUUCACAGACAUCUUUAGGUAACCAGUAUGUUCCUUCUUUUAUUAAUUCUCUGCCAUGGCAGCAAGUAACUUCCACCCAAGAGGUAGAAAGUGCUCCCAGCCUGUUUCCCAAAAAUGAUCGAUGAUGUAAGGCAGUAGCCCAGUGGACUAGUUGUCACCUUAGAACUGGCCCUGAGAUCCUGGAACUUAGCUACAGAUUACAAAUCUAGAUAUCAGCACUGGAGUCUCGGCCUGGUCCACAGAAACCUAGCUAUUUACUGAUUUCUCUUUGAAAAAGAGACAAGUUAUGAAAAUGGGUUUCAAAACCUAGAAUUCUUUCCUUCCAAUUUUGUUAAUACAUUCUCUUCAUAUUCAUUACGUGGUAGGUUAUUAUGGGACACAGUUGUCUUGCAUUUGAGCUUGUUUUCUUAGAAGACAGUUGCACAUUUGGAAGAGUACCCCUCCCAUGCACUCCCAGUCUGCAAAUUAAUCUUAUUUAAUUGUGUUCUCAAAUCCUCUAUAUUCUUAUGGACUAUUCUGCCUUUUAUUCUAUCAGAUCCUGAAAGAAGUGUGUUAUAAUCUUCCAGGAUAAUUGUGAAUUUGUCUCCUUUAGAUCUACCAAUUUUUGCUUUAUAUAUUUUGAGUCUUUGUUUUUACAUACAUUCAAAUUUAAAAUUUUUAUACUCUUCCUGGUUAAUUGAAACUUAAACAUUAUGAAAUGUCCCUUUUUAUAUCUAGUGAUGCUUUUUGUCUUAAAAUUUACUGUGUCAGCUGUUAAUACAAUAUGCAUACUUUACUUACUAAAGGCUAAUAUAAAUUAGUACUCACCCCACUUCCUGGACAAGCUGAGGAGUUACAGCAUUGUCUGUUUAUUUACUUCUGGACGUGUAUGGUAUUGAUGCCGUGCAUUUGAAUUCUGUGUGUAGUCAAUGUGGCCAUUGUUUCAGUCAAUUUUUAUUUAGAUUAGUCCACACAUUUAUGCUUUUCAUUGCUUUUUUAUUCCUUCUUGUCCUUUAGGUUUCCCUCUAGAAUCAUUUUCCUUCUGACUGAAGAACCUUUGAGUAUUUCUUUUAGUAUGUUUUUGCUAGUGACAAAUUCUGGUUUUUUUUAAUUUGUUGGAAAAUGUCUUUAUUUUGCCUUCAUUUUUGAAGGAUAUUUUUACUGAAUAUAGAAUUCUAAGUUGGCAGUUGUUUUCUAUUAGUAUUUUGAAGAUAUUUUGUUAUGGUUUGUCUUCCAUUGUUGUGUUGAAAAGUAAGCUUUCAGUUUAAUUCUCUUUGAAGGUAAUGUGUUUUCCCCUCCCUUCUUUUCUCUCACUCCUUUAAAACUUAUGCCUUUAUCUUAUGCUGGCAGCAGUUGCAGAAUGAUAUGUGUAGGUGUGAUUUUGUAUGUAUAUAGCCUGUUUGGGGUUUGCAGUGUUUUUAAAAAAUCUAUAGCGUAGUGGGUUUUUUUUUUUUUUCACAUUUUGGGAAACUUCUAGCUAUUAUCUAUUCAAAUUAUGGGUCUACUUCAUUAUCUUCCUCUGGUUCUAGAGAAAGCCCCAUUAUCUAGAUCCCCUGGUGACCUUUUUCUAUUGGUAGUUGUUUCUCUUGGGUUUUGGUGAUGUCUUCCCAUUUAUCUGGUGAUUUAAAAUCAAGUAGCAGACACUAUAUAUAAAAAAAAUUGUAGAGAUAAUUAGAUUGCCUGGAUGAUAUCUUCCAGAGAGGAUUUACCUUUCCUUCUAACAGGUGACUAGGCCAGGAACACUGGCAAUCCCUGAUUACCAGUCCCUGUGAAGGUCUGUCUAUAUUUUUUCACUCUUAUUCCUAGAGGAUACCCUUAAGACUUAGGACUUUGGGAGACUUAUCAGGCCCCUGCUCCUUGGAAAGACCUUAAUUCUAGUACUUUUCUCUUUAGUCCCAUAAAUUUGUCAAAAACUGUCUUAAGCCUCUCUUGCCCAGUAUUUGCUUUAAGAAUUAACAAACACCUCUUCUUAGUAAAUUGUUCCAAAUUCCAGAGGUUAAGUCUCAUGUCUAAUCUUAUUCCUGCAGUUUCUUACUUCCCUGGUAGUUCUUUAGUGCCAUCCCAAAAUUACAUGUAUUUAGUAGUUUCUUCCACGUUUUUUAGUUCUCAGGUGAGUGCUGGUCUGUACCACCCACCCACUUUGCCAUUAGCAGAAGUUUUCAAAUCAAUGAGAUAUUUAAGAUAUUUAAUAAUUCUUAUUUAAGGAGUAUGGAGUCCAGAAAUACAUACUUUUUAAUUACCAAAACUCUCCAAACUAAAAAAUGAAAAUGCUUUGCAACAAGUUUAUUCCCAGUUUUCGUUGCUAAAAGUUAAAGACAUUUACUCUUUUGUUAAAGACUUUAUAAACUUUGAUACAUAAGAGAAAAUUACAUCUGGUGGUGUCAAAUUUUAUUAUGGUAGCUGCCAGACUUUAACACCUGGAAGAGAUUGACUUAGAGCCUCUCAAAUUUCUUCUUUAAUAGUAUGUUUUUUCCUUUGGAUAAUAAUAGAAAAUUAAGUUAAUGAAGACUAGUUUAAGGACCCAGGAGUUUGAAAGUAAGAAUUUCAAAGAUUAAUUUAGUAGGAUUACUGACGUAGUGAUUCUCAACCUUUUUAUUCUCAGGCACAUUUUAAAAAAUAUAAUUCUGCAUUAUCAAGCCAAAAAAGAAAAAGACAAAAGAGACAUUUUACCUUUUGUCAACACAGUAUUAAUCUCUAGGAGAAAGGCAGACUUUCUUUUGUGGGCCUCAAUGUAUCUUAAGGUGUACCUGGGAAUUGAUUGAGGAGUGGAUGUUGGAAAAUUAUGAGUGGUAUGGAAGAGCUCAACCUUAAUUAUGUUGAACUCUAUGGUCAGUAUAGAUUGGAUGCAUGUGGGGUGUAGACUUUACUUGGGAAAGUGUUGUGAAUUAGCUGUAUCUUUUUAUGACAGUGCUGUAAUACAGUUCAUUUGUACUUAGAGCAAAACUGUUUUAAAAGUUUUACAAUCUAGAGCCAACGCCAAUGGCCUAGUUGUUAGAGUUCAGCGUGCUCCACUCUGGCGGUCCAGGUUUCAUUCCCAGCGCAGAAUCACACCACUCGUCUGUCAGCCAUGCUGUGGUGGCGGCUCACACAGAAGUAGGACUUACAACUAGAAUGUACAACUAUCUACUGGGGCUUUGAGGGGAAGAGAGAGUAUUACAAUCUAAAUUUUUAAAUAAAAAAUGCACUUUAAAUUUUUCAAAAAGGAAUUUCAUUCUAAGAAUUCAGUAAAUCGAAGAAAACUUUCACUCAAACCAACAUUUAAUUAUACAUUAGAUAAUUCAUAGGGGAGAGUAAUUUCCUGUCUUAGUAAAUGUAGGUAGGGCUUCAUUCACAAAUCGUGCUCUAUUACAUAGCCUAGAAUUCAUGCUGGAGAGAAAUCUUAUGAAUACUAUAACUGUAGAAAAACAUCCACUGAAGUCAACUCCCUGAACAUCAGCAAAUUCACACAUGAGAGAAAUAACAGGUCAAAUCUUAUACUCCAGGAACUCAUUUUGGAGAUAAAAACCUGUAAAAGAAGUGACUGGAAACCCUUCACCUGGAAGUUACCGGGAACUUUCUGCUAGAAGGAGACAAAAUAAAUGCACUUGAUGUGAGAAUAGCUUCAUUCAGAAAUCAGUUUUCAGUAUUCUUCAGUAUUUAUACAUGAGUGAAAUUGUGUAUUUCCUGAAAGUGAGAAAUUCUCACACAAGUCAGAACCAAUUAUAAAUUACUCAUGUUACAAAGAAGCCCUAUGAUUAUUGUAUAUUGUAUAGUAUAUUUUGAAUGUCAAAAACUCUGUGUCCAUGAGUUACACCUUACUUGACAGAUAAAAAUUGAGAAUAAGUCUUCUAAGAAUACAUCAUUUUCUUAAAAUGUCAUAAAAUUCACUCUGGGAGGGAACUGUAAGUUUGAUACAGUGAGAAAGUCUUCCUGUAGAAGCAAAUUCCACAAGAAAUAUAAUUCAUGUUGUUAUUUGGUUUAAUUGUAUGCCCAUGAGUCUAGAAUCAGUGGGGACAAAUAGACCAGUCCAACAAUUACCUUUCUUUUAAUUAAAUAUAUAUUUAAACAUACACACGUGCAUACACAUAAAACUUUGUUCAGUCAGGCGCUGCAGAACAAUGUUUUGGUCAGUGACUGACUGCAUAUACCAAUGGUGGUCCUGUAUAGCCUAGGUGUGUAGUAGGCUAUACCAUCUAGGUUUGUCUGAGUACACUCUACAAUGUUUGCACAAUCACAAGGACAGAAUCGCCAAAUGACACAUUUCUUGGAAUGUAUCCCCGUCAUUCAGUAAUGCAUGAAUGUAUAAAUGUGACUUUUAUAAUAUAUUUUACCUCUUGAAUUUUGUACUUUCUCCAUUCUCAUAGCACCUCCAGCUAGAGCAACAGUCUGUCAACGGACAAGCAAUGCUAAUCAACUUCAUAUUUUUAUUUUUACUCACAAUCACGUACAGACACAUUAAUAUGUUAUCUGUGUUCACAUAUGACUAUGUUUUUAUGGUCUUAAAAUGAGAUUAUAUACACUUUUUUUGCAUCUUUUGUGCUCAACAAUAACUAGGUGAAAAAGAGUCUAUGGUGUAGACGUGCCAUAAUUUGUUCAAACACUUUGCCAUUGUUCAUUCACAUUUUCUCAGUAGGAAAAAUGGUCUGAUAACCAUCCUCAAGAGGUGGCGUAACGUGAUGGGUUAAUGGACAGACAUGAGUUUCUUUUACCUACUAGAGCCUUUUUUUUUUUUUUUUUUUGCCCCUGUAACGUAAUUCUGGCAGUGAGAUUCAUGGAUUGAGUUGUAUUUUUUUAUUUUCAUGGAAGUUGCCAGAUUUCUUUGAAAUGGGACUGUAGUGUUUCAUCUUUCCAGCAUUAGUGUAUUAGUGUACCCCUGCCUCUCUACUAAAAGUAGCUGUUACUCUUUAACCUUGAGAAGUUUUAUGAUCUCAAACUGAUAACUAAGUUUAUUUUAAUUUACCUGUUAACUUGCCUCUUUAAAUGUUUCUUGGACAUUUGAUUUGCUGUUCUGUAGGUUGCGUUUAUAAACCAUUUAUUCAUACAUUUUUCUUUUUGGAUUGCUUGUCUUGUCAAUUUUUAACAGCUUUAAUAUGUUAAAGGUAGUAACUCCUUUGAAAAAAAAACCAACCAUUGCUUAUUUGUUGACUUUGUGUAUGCUAUUUUUCCGUUUGCAUAAUUUUAUUUUUUACAUGUUUAAAUAUGUCAGUCUAUUCUUUUACAGUUUCUGAAUUUCUAGUCUUAUUUAAGCUUCACAUAAGAUUUUUAAGUGGGGUUUUUUUUUUUAGUAUAUUUUGUAAAUAUUUUGGGAAAUUGAUUCAUUUUUUUCUUGGACGUGGAUAGCCACUUUCACAGUUGUAGAUACUGUUGGUAUGCGAGCACUUCCAGUACUCCUCUCUCACUACUUACUCACUUCAUUAGCGUCUUUUGAAGCUGGUAGUGGUCAAGUGACCUGACUCAGGUCAAGAGAAGCAAAACACUGGUAAAUGUGUUCUGACAAAACCUUUGCUUUCCUAAGAAAAAGGACAGACUUAGCUGCUGCCGUCAAUUUACCCUUCCUCCUGCCUUGUACAUGAUGUCUGGGGGAGUGACAACCUCUCAACCACAGGGGAAAAGUCAAAAGAAUCAGAGACACUGGUCCUGACAGUAUUUAGUCAACACUAGCAGCAGGUUAACUCCAGACUUCUGCUAUGUCAUAAAAAUAAACGUGUUUUGCAUAAGCCAUUCUAUUCUAGGUUUCUCUUGCACCUGAAAGUAUGCCUACUUUUAUUCAGGCAUCAAUAUUUAUAAAGUAAUCCAUCUUUUCUCUAUUAAAAUAAGUAGAAAAGACUUUUUUAAACCCCUGUAAACUAGACACUCCACACAAACCUAAGUAAGGUAGAGAGAGAAUAAAAUCACACAUUUGUAAUAAGUAAAAAGAACCACAGAUACGAGAUCAAUUAAUAGGAUCAGAAGAGAUCAUUACCUAGAGUAAAUGAAUGAUUUUCCAGCAAGAUAUAAUUGAUCAAAAUUUAAAAUGAUGAAAAACUGAAAAAAGUCAAUAACCAUAAAAGACGCUGUAAAUGUUACAGAGCAACCAUUUAAAAUGUACCAGGACCAUAGGAAAAGAUUCCUUAGAUAGGACACAUAAAUAAUGAAGUAUAAAAUUUAAAAAUGAUAAAUUUAACUUCUCAAAAUUAAAAACUCAUUCUUUGAAAGGCAUUGUUAAAAAAAUGAAAAGCGAAGACAGAAUGUGGGAGAAUAUUUCCAAUAGAUAUCUCACAAAAGAUUCGUAUUCUGAAAAUAUAAAGAAAUUUACAACCCAAUUGUAAGAAGGCGAAUAACCCAAUAAAAAAUGGCGACAAAUUCAAACAGACAUCAUGAAAGAAGAUAUGAAAUGGCGACUAAGGACAAGAAAGGAUUUUCAACAUUGGGCCAUCAGGGAACUACAAAUUAAAAUAAUAAUGAGACACAUCUAUACCCUCAUUAAAAUGACUGUAAUUUAAAUGAUUGACAGCACCCAGUGUUGGAAGCUGUGGAGCAACUAGAACUCAUACAUGGUGAGUAGGAAUAUAAAAUGACACAAGCACUUUGGAAAAUAGUUUGGCAAACUUUUAAACAGUUAAACACACAGCUGCCAUACAACCCAGUCAUUCCACUUCCAUUUUUAAUCUAAGAGAAAUGAAAACAUGUCCAUACAAAGACUUGUACAUGAAUGUUGAUAGCAGCUUUAUUCAUAAUAGCCUCAAACUGGAAGCAGUUCGCAUGUCUGUCAUCAAGUGAAUAGAUUACCAAAAUGUGGUAUAUCCAUAAAUGAAUACUACAGUACUAUUCAGCAAUAAAAGGAAUGGACUAGUGACACAUUACAACAUAGAUGAAUUUCAGUCAUUUUAAGUACAAGAAGCAAGACAUGAAAGAGUAUGACAUACUGAAUGAAUGCAUUUAUAUGAAAUUCUAGAAAUGCGAACUAAUAAAUAGUGAAAUGACAAAAAUCAGAUCAGUGGUUACCUGGGGCUAAGGGCAGAGGGAGGGAUGGCCCCAAAGGGGUACAAGAAAUCUUGAGGAUGGUGUUGUGUUGAUUUUUUAUUGUGUUGUAUUUUUAUUGUGUUGAUUUCACAGAUGUGCACAAUUAUCAAAAUGCAUUGAACACAAUGGAUGCAGUUAAUUGUAUGUAAAUUUUAUCAAUAAAGCUGAUUAUAAAAAAUAA
Messenger RNA from Equus caballus (horse), 10547 nucleotides. It is a transcript of the gene ZNF484, whose product is annotated as zinc finger protein 484. NCBI's taxonomy places the organism in Eukaryota, Metazoa, Chordata, Mammalia, Perissodactyla, Equidae. Gene Ontology annotation, cellular component: nucleus. Gene Ontology annotation, biological process: regulation of DNA-templated transcription. The record is from RefSeq and is a predicted model, not a curated record.